GGCGAUGUUUUGCGGCGUUGGCGGCAGCCACAGGCCACAGCAGGCUACUUGGUAGUCGUACCAGCAGUAGUGUGUGUCCGCAUCGUGCCGCCACCGCCGCUCUACCCCCGUCGUCGUACCACACGGCCGUUGUACAGCAACCGGCCUGCCGCAACAUGUCAUACGGCAACCAGCGCAGACGAACCAACAGUCUGUGCUGCAGAGGUCUCACGUGAAACGCGACGGUACACCACACGUUCACCAUCCGGCACGCACGCACACCAUAUACAGAUAGUUUGCGUAUUUGAUCAUAAAUUUGUGUCGUAUUAUUAAUCAACCAUUAUGGACGUCCCGGAAAGUCAAAUUCUGGGGAAAAAACGCAAGCUAUGCUUUAGGAGCCUACAAGACAUGAUACCGGCUCGUGCGGUGUUAUACUUGAUGUCGUUUAGCGGCUUUCUAGUCAGCUUUAUGAUGCGAACCGACAUUAACAUUGCAAUGGUGGCUAUGGCGAAAAUGAGGCCGCGGCCAGAAAAUUCUUCGUCAAACGCUACCGAACUCUACAGUUGUUAUUCACCGGCCGUUAACAAUACUCAAGCCGUUGUCGAGAACAAAGUACCGAUGGAAGAAGGUGAAUUCGACUGGGAUUCUACCGUUCAAUCGGCCAUUCUCGGUUCAUUCUAUUGGUGUUACAUAUUGUCCCAAGUGGUCGGUGGUGUUCUGACGCAAAGGUUUGGCACCAAAACGGUGUUUGGGUUUUCGCAGUUAACCACGGCUAUAGCUUCCUUGCUCAUGCCGCAAGCAGCUUCAUUCCAUUAUGCCGCCGUUAUCGCCUUGAGAUCGCUUCAAGGAAUGGCUUCGGGACUUACUUGGCCGGCGAUGUACGCGCUUGUCGGUAUAUGGAUACCUUCCAACGAACGAAGCAGGUUUAUGUCAUCCUUCCAAGGGUUUAGCUUCGGGAUCGGACUGACGUAUAUGGUGUGUGGAUUCAUCAUUGGCAACUAUGGAUGGCGAGUGGUGUUCUACAUGAACGGGACGUUGGGUGUGGUCUGGUGUUUGCUGUGGUGGUUGCUGGCUUUCGAUUUGCCUCACAAACACCCGAGGAUAACGAGACGUGAGCUAAACUACAUCAACGCCAAUAUUGGUGACAACAUCAUUAGCCCAAAAGACUUGAAAGUACCUUGGUGCUCAAUCAUGACGUCCAUUCCGGCUUGGUCAAUCGGUAUAACGACGUUUGGCCGGAUUUGGGUACAUUACACGUUUAUCAUAUACGGUCCUUCUUACAUGAAAACAAUACUGGGAUUCAGUAUACAAAAGAAUGGAUUCAUGAACGGAGCGCCGUUUUUGUGCAGCUACUUGUCUUCGGUUGUGUUUUGUUACAUGGCCGAUUACAUAAUAACCCGAAAUCUCAUGAGUCUAACCAACGUGCGCAAAAUGUUCACGGCUGUGUCUCAAGUCUUACCUGGCUUGCUGGUGUUGACCAUCAGCUACAUGGGAUGUGAAAUCACGUUGAUAUUGGUCAUAUGGUUCAUAGCCGUCACACUUAUUACCGCUUCAUAUGCCGGUGCCAUGGCUAACGUGGUCGACAUCGCGCCAAACUUUGCUGGGCCAAUACUAGCAUUCGCCCAAACCAUACACAUGUCUGCAAGUUUUUUGUCGCCUUUAGCGGCCGCCAUUAUUCUUCAGGAUAACCCAACGCUGGAGAGGUGGCGCAGAAUAUUUGCUGUGACCGCAUGUGUGGCUUGCGGCACUUAUGUCAUGUACCAGUUUGGAGGUACGGCCAAGGAACAAGUAUGGAACAAUCCAAACCGGAAAAAUAAUUCAGGGUCCGUGCGGGUGUCACCCGAAGACAACCAACUGAUAUCGAACAGCAAAAACGACCCGGAGAGAGGGGACGGUUAGAGGUUUGGCAACGGCGGUCCCGAGGCUACGAAAACAGUAUAAUAUGGCGUAAAUAGGUCCCCCGUACAAAGGGGUACAACAAUUCAAAUUAUUUUUUAUGAUCGUUAUUAUUGUGAUAUACUUAAACCUUUAAACAAAAAGAAGACAAACAUUAGCGCGCCCGUCUAUUGAACCGGGCCACAAGCAAAUCUCAUCAUUCCAAACAACACAGUGUUCUAAACAUACAACUUGUAUAUUUUAUUAUAAUUUUAAAAAACAAAUUCAUCUUUUGUAACCUUAGGAUUUUUAAGUUGCGACCUUGUGUCCUCAAAUACGAAUUAAGUAGUGUAGAUCUUUCAAUCAAUUACUAUAUAAUACACCUAUGUUUUAUGUGAGUAAUAUUAUUAAUAUUUACCUAUAUAUUUAUAUAUAUAUAUAUACAAUAAUAUGAUGUAUAGUUGUUUAAUUUGUACGAUUUCCGUGGCUUUAGAAAAUAUGUGCAAGUUAUUAUGAAAAAAUACUUGAAUUCUUAACAAAACACAAAUCAUUGAACAAGUGGCUGAGAAUAAGAAGUUGUAUCUAGACUAAUUAUUUAGAUAACUAUCAUCUUAGCCGUAAUCUAAUUUACAACUUGGUCUAAGCUUGUGAUAAUAUUAAUAGUUGAAAUGUUAUUUUAAUAGAAACGUAGAACCAAAUGAAAUGUGCCUUACCAGAACUUUUCUGUCUUAUAGUAAUGAAAAUGUACAGUAAAUACAUGUGAUCACACUAGAAAUUUUUUAUAUUUUAGUGGCAUUCUUUAAAUUGUUGUUAGUAACAAAGAAUAACUGAGCUAUUCAAUAAUAGAUAAUUUAUGACAUUAAAAACACCUAAUUAUUUAUUAACUUUUACUCUCGAUCUUGUUUUUUUAUGUUCGAAUAAUAUUUGAUUAGAGGAAGAACAGAAGUAUUUAAACAAAAUUACCUCUACUCAAUUCUUAUUAAUAACACGAUAUGAUUUUUGUCUAGUGAAUAAGUUAUGAUCAUUAUGUAUAAACUGAUUUUUAUAAGAGCAAAAUGUAGAUUAUGUAGCCUAUAGUUUAGAGCUAUGAAAUUAUGCUUGUUUUAGAUUUUUUUAUUUUUAUAAAAAAAAAAUCCAAAUAGGCCUGAAAAGAAUGUAAACGUAACAGCCAAAUGAUUAAUUUAAAUGAAAUAUAUAUAUAUAUACUGAUACACAUCUAAUAACUGAAAGAAUUGAUUGAGUAUUAUAUUAUAUUGUUUCGAUUUAUGAUUUUUGACUAGUUAUUUACCUUUUAGAAUAUACUCAUUACCUAGGUAGGUACUCAAUUAUACCUAUACUAGCCUUACACAGAUCAUGAUUUUAUCAAAAUAUUAUAAUUAAAAAAUACAUAAUAUACAUACCUAAAACUAAUUUUUUCUUCAUUAUUAUAUAUUACUAAACAAAAUCGAGUCUUCCAUAAUUACCAAAUUUGUUCGAUUAGAUAGCUAAAACUAAAACCCAAUUACAGUUAAUGCAAAUUAAAUUUCAUCUUCAAUUAUUUAACACGAAUGUAUAAAUAAUUAACUUCAAUAUGAAAAUAUGCAGUUAUUUUUUUUAAAUAUAGGCACCUAUUAAUUUAGGAUUAUACAGGGAUCAGUAGCAAAACCAGUUAGUGUUAAAUAAUAAUUAAUAACUACUAGUAAACUAUUUUUAACAGUAGAUUUAAUGGAAUAGUUGUAUACAAAUAGUUACAUUUGAACAGUAAUGUUAGAACAUAAUAUAAUAGUAGUUUUCAGUAAAUAAAUUUAUUGUUUUCUUCGAUUUAA
This is a messenger RNA of Adelges cooleyi (spruce gall adelgid), 3659 nucleotides long. It is a transcript of the gene MFS17, whose product is annotated as sialin. Gene Ontology annotation, cellular component: plasma membrane. The coding region runs from base 322 to 1878 and encodes 518 amino acids. NCBI's taxonomy places the organism in Eukaryota, Metazoa, Arthropoda, Insecta, Hemiptera, Adelgidae. Gene Ontology annotation, biological process: transmembrane transport; monoatomic anion transport. Gene Ontology annotation, molecular function: transmembrane transporter activity. The record is from RefSeq and is a predicted model, not a curated record. The transcript is spliced from 10 exons.